This is a messenger RNA of Diuraphis noxia (Russian wheat aphid), 2069 nucleotides long. RefSeq names its product transformation/transcription domain-associated protein-like. Gene Ontology annotation, cellular component: SAGA complex; NuA4 histone acetyltransferase complex; nucleus. NCBI's taxonomy places the organism in Eukaryota, Metazoa, Arthropoda, Insecta, Hemiptera, Aphididae. Gene Ontology annotation, molecular function: protein binding. The record is from RefSeq and is a predicted model, not a curated record. Gene Ontology annotation, biological process: DNA repair; regulation of DNA-templated transcription.
UUGGCGUUAUCAUUGUUAUUCACGGAAUGAUUUUAAAAAAUUAUGUCGAUAUUGUAUAAAUAAUAAUAAUAAUAAUAACAACAAUAAUUUUUCCAUCGAAGUCGUUUGAUUCGAAAAUCGAUGGAAUUCAUGGGCCACGGGGUUAUCGUACAUUCGAGACGGUGAACUCUCCACAAGGCUGYCUUCUUCAUAUGAAAAAUGAAGUCCGGUUGACGGACCUCGGCGUAACAACAGCACAAAACUGUGCCUUACACGAUUUUCAAUUACGAACUAUAAACGAAAGUUAGCACCAAGACAUGGAGCCAGUUCGUAAAAUAGUACACUCCAAGACAUCUGGUCUAGUGGAUUUGUCAYUGAUAUUAAAUGCUGCUGUGAAUGUUAAGGUCAAACUGCAGCUUGUACGUAAAAUUUCUGAUACUAUGGAGGAAUGUUGCCGAACCAAAAUUUACUUUGAUAAUAUGCUUAUUGUUUUAAUUAAGCUGUUUAACUCAACUGAACCAGUUUUUAGCCCAGAUAAUGAUUUAUUUAAAUUAAGAAAGUUGAUACUUCAAAUAAUUAAUAGAGUUCUUCCUAAACACGAACAAUCAAAAAUUCAUUUUCACAGCAUAUUUAAGUUGUGCACACAAGUUGUUGAAACUGAUAAUGAAGAGAAUGUGCUUUGUAGUUUAUUAAUCCUUAAGGAUCUACUGAACUCUUUCAAACCAAAAUACGAUUGUGUUUUAAAAGCAGAGAUUUUUAAAUUGUUAAUGUUUAUUAAGGAAAUAUAUAACAAUUCAAGUAGCCUAGAGAAAAUUUUUAAUUUUCAAAAGACUUCUGAUUUAAAAGUAUUAAUCACUACUAUUCGUGUACCUACAACUGUUACAAGAAACUCUGUUAAUUAUGCAUUUGUUCCAAUGGGAAAGCUAUCAUUUAAAGUUUUGAAAGAAAUCGCAUCGCUAUUGAAAAUAUAUUAUUCAUUUUAUAAUGAAGUUCCAGAUUUUAAGAAAGACAUUUUAGAAUUGAUUCCAGUACUUGUGAGAUUUUUUAAUUUGGAUAUCCCUUAUAAACCAGAUCACAGAGAUUUAGUGAUAGAUUUAAAACAUGCUCAAGUGAGGUUAUUGUUUUUUUUUUCACAAUUCGUAAAAGGUAUCAAGGAUGGAGUUCGUAUACAUUGUCCUUCAUUGCCUGGUAAAAUUAUAAGUUUGAUGAACUGUAAUGUAACAUCAGAUAUUACUAGCAUUCGUUCAGAAUUGCUCUCUGGGUUUGAAAGUGUUGUACUUAAUGAUUUCAAACAUGAAUUUUUGCCAUAUAUGGAUAAAUUUUUAGAUGAGACCUUAAUUACUGGAAAAAGUUGGUCUUCAAAAUCUUCACUAAGACCUAAAGCUUAUAUAUAUAUUGAUCAUCUUAUAACACAUUUACACAGUCAAUUAUCAUUAAAUUUUUUAGUUCGUGUAGUUCAUUUACAUUUUUCUAAUUUAUUAGAUCCUACUCUCCAACCUGAAUUUCAAAUUAAUUUAUGUAACAUGGUCAUGAAUGUAUUAAGUUAUAUUGUUCAACGACAAAAUCAGUCCAUUACAAACUUGAAUUUGAUUGAAAAAGGCAAGAGUCCUUUAAUAGAUUUAUUUUAUCGAGUAUUUCAUAUUUUUGUUUUGAACACAAYUCAACGACAGACAUAUAAUACUCGUAUGGUUGACUCAGUAGUGAUGGAUGUAUGGAAAUGGCUUUCGUGUAUCAGUCCAAAUCAUCUAAUGACAUUGAUCACAGGGGAUCAUUUAGUUAAACAGAUUUAUGCUAAUAAUCUAGAAUCAUUAGUCUUUGAAAUGGCAUUGAAAGAUGAAGUUUUGGUUUCAAUUUUUAGCAAUUUACUAUCAUACUAUAAAAGUUUAACAAGUGAUUCAAUUGAAUUAAAAGUUGCGAUUGCAGAGUUGUGUUUGGCGGAGUGUGUGUUUAAAGUUGUUCUUCAUUCUCAUAUAAUGGAUCUAUUGUCAGUAAUUGCUUAUUCAUUACAAAUACCUGAAUUGACACCACAAAAAGCAAUGUUUUCGGACCUCCAGAAGAGAAUGCAAUUCACAUUGAAACCUAUUUUCUAA